Vicugna pacos (alpaca) is the source of this 1834-nucleotide messenger RNA. It is a transcript of the gene CIDEA, whose product is annotated as cell death inducing DFFA like effector a. Gene Ontology annotation, biological process: lipid storage; apoptotic process; regulation of apoptotic process. Gene Ontology annotation, cellular component: lipid droplet. The record is from RefSeq and is a predicted model, not a curated record. NCBI's taxonomy places the organism in Eukaryota, Metazoa, Chordata, Mammalia, Artiodactyla, Camelidae.
GGCAGACCCUGGGGAGUCCAGGACUCUGGAAGGAAAUCUCUCUUGGCUCCAAGACUCAUCUGGCUGGUACCAGUGACCCUCGGGGGAAGACGUGAUUGUUUCUGUGAUUGGAAGGAGGAGGCGGGCAGCAGGGCCAGCUGUGCUGGUCAGGCAAGUCAGGACGGAGGCGUAGGUCAGGCUACAGCUCUUUGGAAACACAGCUCCCAGUAGGGCCCCCCGCAGCUGAUAACUGGAGAGCGGAUCACCGACCACUGUGGAGUGCAGGACCGCACGCUGGCCAGGCGUGUUUUAACCUGCCCGGAUUGGGGGAUGCCCCGCUCCUUAACAUGCUCAAGAGAGUCUGCAUCAAGUUCACAAUUAAGAGUUUCAUUCAGCCCCUGACAGCCCCCGCCCUUCUGAGGUCGGAAACACACCGAACUGCAUCUUCCCAUAGGGAGGUUUGUGCAAGCAGGACCUGGGUAGGUCCCACGGCCUCUCGCCCUCCUCACUCUGAGAAAGCCGGGUCCCUGUAGCUGAAGGAUUGUCAGUGAACCCCUCGGGUCCUUCCCCAACCCUUACCCCGUUCCCAGAGCCCCUGAGCGCUGCUAGACAGCCCGUCGGGGAGCCGCUGGGGGGCCUGCGCGCAUCCCGGCCUCACUGCCCCCCUGAACCCCCGGGUUAAAGCCCACACCACCGUUCUUCAGCCGAGGCCAUCUGCUGGGGUGAUGAUGCCCGACUGCCCCAGCCUCCAACAGGCCGACCAGCCACCACCGAGGGCCCGCAGAGCAUCGGGGCCGGGUGGUGGGGACGCUGGCUCGUCCUGGGCCGCUGGAGCCCGAGGGGCGUGGGCGCGGGCGUGGCGGGCGGGGCGGGCGGCGGCGCUUUAAGAGGCGGCGCGCGCGCGAGGAGGCCGUGCUGGCCGGAGACCCGAGCGAUGGAGACGGCCUGGGACUGCGCUGGAGCCCUCCUCAGGAACGUCAAAGAUGUUUUACUCCUCUGCUCCGUUUCCAGGCCCCUGACAUUCAUGGGGUCGCAGACGAAGAAGGUCCUGCUGGCUCCCCUGAAGCAUCCCGCUCGCCCCUUCCGGGUGUCCAGCCACGACCGCAGCAGCCGGCGCGGGCUGAUGGCAGGCAGCCUGGGCGAGCUCCUCAGCAAGACCCUGGACGCCCUGAUGAUCACCAGCAGACUGGUCACUCUGGUGCUGGAGGAAGACGGCACAGUGGUGGACACAGAGGAGUUCUUCCAGACGCUGGGGGACAACACGCACUUCAUGGCCUUGGAGAAAGGACAGAAGUGGACGCCGGGUGGGAACUGUGUCCCAGCCCGCCAGCCGCCGAGGAGAUCGGGGAUAGUGAGGGUCACCUUGGACUUGUACAAGCUGAACCCCAGGGACGUCAUCGGCUGCCUCAACGUGAAAGCCACCAUGUACGGGAUGUACUCCGUGUCCUACGACAUCCGGUGCAUGGGGCUCAAGGCCCUGCUGAGGAGCCUGCUGCGGGUCCUGUCUCACGCCGCCCAGGUGACUGGCCAGUUUCUUGUCUAUGCGGGCACAUACAUGCUCCAGGUGCUGGCCAACACGGAAGAGCAGGUGGUGGCUGGCUCGCGCUGUAGGCAGGGGGUCACAAGCGGAUAGGGCAGCCCAGCCAGGGGCUUGGCCAGCCCUUACCCAACCCAUCCGUCUCCAGUGACGAACCCAGAAGACACCGUGUUCACACCACUGCACGUGUGGGCUGCGGGCACUGCUGCUCAGGAAGCAAAGGGCCUUGGCCGCACCUGGAUGCGGGGAGGGGCAGGCGGGGGCGGGGCACGGCCUUGCGGCUGCUGGCCUCCAGCAAUAAACCAGUGGCAAGAGUUA